AUGACAAUUCACAGCUUUACCCCUCCAGUUAUUCAAGAAAUGAACAACACAUCCCCUUCUCCUCUUUUGUCUUACAAAACAAAAGAGCAAAAACAACAACAAUUUUCCUUUCCCCCACACAAUUUUGUUAUUGAUAUUGUUACCCAACAACAAACAAUACAAAAUUCUGGCAAAAAACGACAGCAUAGAAAAUUAAACGAAUUAAUCCCCAUUCGAUUUGUUAUUUUGGCAAUUUCUUUGUUUUGUUUGUCAAUAUUAAUUGCCAAUCCUUUGGCACUUAAUUUUACAGUUAUUUGUAUGUAUAAAGAAGUGCCAAUGGUGAAUAAUGAGGGACUAACGUUGUUACAAAAUUCAACAGAAAAAAUAAACGAUCAAUUUCUUGAACCUUUAUUUACUUCAAACGAGCAAAGUUUGCUUUUCUCAGCUAUAGCUAUUGGACAAUUAAUUGGCACUUUACCAAUUACUAAAAUUUAUACUCGAUUUGGUUUGAGAAAAUUACUGGCUACUUAUGGAUUUAUCAGUUCAUUAUCGACACUUUUAAUUGUACCAAGUAUUUACUUGGGGGGAUUUCCUACACUUUUGAUUUUGCGAAUUUGCCAAGGAUUUGGAUUGGCAGCAAUUUGGGUAGCUACUGGAUCAAUUAGCGCACAUUGGUCCCCAUUAUCAAAUUCUGGCAUUUUCCUCGCUGUUUUAACCUCCAGUUUUCAACUUGGCCCAAUAACCGCAAUGCCUUUGUCUGCCGAAUUCUGCUCGUCAGAAAUGUUUGGAUGGCCAGCAGUUUAUUACUUAUUGGGAACAAUUUCUCUGUUCCUUUUUACAAUUUUUUAUUGGAUUUAUAGAGAUUCCCCUAGAGAACACGAAUUCCUUUCUGCUCAAGAAUUGUCAAUUAUAGAAGAGGGAAAGUCUUUAAAAGAUAUUUCUGUUGGGCGUAGAAGGAAGGGAAAGGAGCUUAAACAAAAAACCCUUUAUAUGGCAAUUCUUAAAGAUUCAGCCUUUUGGGGCGUUUAUUUGUGUAGUGCUACAAGUAAUUUGGCAUUUCAAGUAUUUUGGCAAUUUGGACCGAUUUAUUUGAAUAAAGUAAAGUUAAAAAUGGGCGCUCCUGCCGUUUAA
Molecule: messenger RNA, 1110 nt
Organism: Meloidogyne enterolobii
Lineage: Eukaryota; Metazoa; Nematoda; Chromadorea; Rhabditida; Meloidogynidae
Source: the annotation of a GenBank genome assembly